This is a messenger RNA of Xyrauchen texanus (razorback sucker), 1874 nucleotides long. RefSeq names its product meprin A, alpha (PABA peptide hydrolase), tandem duplicate 1 (gene mep1a.1). The transcript is spliced from 13 exons. Lineage: Eukaryota; Metazoa; Chordata; Actinopteri; Cypriniformes; Catostomidae. Gene Ontology annotation, molecular function: protein binding; zinc ion binding; metalloendopeptidase activity. Gene Ontology annotation, cellular component: membrane. The record is from RefSeq and is a predicted model, not a curated record. Gene Ontology annotation, biological process: proteolysis. Bases 1 to 1812 code for a protein of 603 amino acids.
AUGCUGUUGCUGAGGCUUCUCUUCUUUACAGUGCUGGCUGCAGCAUUUCAUGCUAUUCCAGUUUCAACUCGUAAUCAUGAAGUUGAUGAUGAUCCAAAUUUCAACCCAUUCAUCAAUCUGGGAGCAAAAACCCGACUUAUUGAGGGAGACAUAGCCCUACCUCCUGGUCGGGUUGGUCUUAUUAACACUAUAUACAGAUGGAAGUUCCCUAUUCCGUAUAUUCUGUCUGACAGCCUGGACCUUAACGCAAAAGGUGCUGUCCAUCAGGCAUUUGAAAUGUACCGCUUAAAGUCAUGUGUUGACUUUAAACCCUAUGAGGGAGAGAAGACAUACAUCAAAUUUGAGAAAAGAGAUGGGUGCUGGUCUUCUGUGGGAGAUCAACAAAAUGGGCAGGUGCUUUCUCUGGGGCCAGGCUGUGAUCAUAAGGCAGUGAUCGAGCAUGAACUGUUGCAUGCUCUGGGCUUUUACCAUAUGCAGUCUCGCCAAGACCGAGAUGACUAUGUGAAGAUCUGGCUAGAUCAGGUCCAAGACGGCCUGGAGCAUAAUUUCAACAAAUACGAUGACAGUUUUGUCACAGAUCUUAAUACACCAUAUGACUAUGAGUCUGUCAUGCAUUAUCGUCCAUUUGCUUUCAACAAAGAUCCCAGUAUUCCUACCAUCACAACCAACAUCCCUGAAUUCUUCAACAUCAUAGGGCAAUACCUGGACUUUAGUGAAAUGGAUAUCAUAAGACUGAAUCGAAUGUACAACUGCUCCUCAAGUCUUACCCUGCUGGACCAGUGUGCUUUUGAAAACAUAAAUAUUUGUGGGAUGGUACAGAGUUCAACUGAUGAUGCUGAUUGGGUCCAUCUUAAGAGCUCUCCUGGCUCUGAGGAUCAUACUCUCAUCGGAAAAUGCAGAGAUUUAGGAUAUACUAUGCAUUUUGACACCUCCGUUGGACAGGCAGAGCAAUCCGCUCUCCUUGAGUCCCGCAUCCUCUACCCAAAGAGAAAGAUCCAAUGCCUUCAGUUUUUCUACAAAAUGACAGGCAGUGUAAAGGACAGGCUCGUGAUUUGGACCAAGAUGGAUGAUGGAACAGGAACAGUGCGUAAAUUAAAGAAAGUGCUCACAAUAUGGGCUGAUGAAGACAAGUCGUGGAAGAUUGCUCAUGUGCCUAUGGAAGUUGGGGUCAAAUUCCGCUAUUCCUUCCAGGCAGUGAGGGGAGACCCUACCAACUCUAAAGGAGGCAUGUACAUUGAUGACAUGAGCAUGUCAGAGACGCGCUGCCCAGCCGCUGUCUGGCGCAUCCAGAACUUCUCUCGCAUUCUGCAGACGUCUAACUAUGAUACAGUGCUGAACAGCCCUCGUUUCUACAGCCCUGAAGGUUACGGUUAUGGCAUUCAAGUGCGUCCUUUUUCUGGCUACUCUGAUUACACGGGCAACUACACUGGUCUGUACUUCCAUCUGGCCAGUGGUGACAGUGACGUUGUAAUGCAAUGGCCUGCUGUGAACCGCCAGGCCACCAUAGUGGUGAUGGACCAGGAUCCAGACAUUAAGCUGAGGAUGUCUUCUGCUCGUAGUCUCACCACUGACCUAGACCCAAGUAUGUCCUCAGCUUUCGCUAUUUUUUGGGACAAUCCAAGAAAGGUUGGGACCUAUGACCCGAACUGCCAGUGUUACCGUGGAGAGUCAAAGGGAUGGCGCAAUUUCAUCAAACAUUAUGACUUGCGCAGGCGAAAUUACCUGAAAAACGAUGACCUCAUCAUCUUUGUUGACUUUGAGGACUUAACAACCUUGGUAAAUUCUGAAGUUCCAGUUGCACCGAAGGUUUGAGGCCUCUUUGGGUGAGGAUUUCUUUUAAAUACAGUAGUUUUAUUCUUUACAAUUUAUUUUAA